Aphanomyces invadans is the source of this 951-nucleotide messenger RNA. RefSeq lists its product as hypothetical. The transcript is spliced from 6 exons. Gene Ontology annotation, molecular function: protein binding. The record is from RefSeq and is a predicted model, not a curated record. NCBI's taxonomy places the organism in Eukaryota, Oomycota, Saprolegniomycetes, Saprolegniales, Verrucalvaceae. The coding region runs from base 1 to 864 and encodes 287 amino acids.
AUGGGCCGUUUCGACGAAGCGUUCGACGCCGCAGUCGAUGCGCGGACCCCCAACGCCUUUUCGCUCUUCCAAACCCAAGUCUAUGCUUGGAUAGGAAAUGGCGAGUUAACCUGUCGUAUGACAGAUGUUGAGGUUGCGCUGGCUCGGCUCGUCGAAGGAUUCGGCGCGGGUGGUCGCGAGGUGCAAGCACUUUGUGAGGAAUUCAUCUUGUGGUGCAACUCAGCAGCCAUGCGGGCGUUGAGCUUGGGCGUGUCUGAGGAUGCUCUCGAUUUACUCACGUUGGCCGACCAGCACACCACGCCCGGCAGUUGCCACUUGAUUGACGACAGCGUCCGAAAACGCUUGCGCGGCAUCACACUCAACAACUUUGCUUGCUACUUCAAAAAGCAUGGCAAACUACACACGGCGAUUCAGUACUUGGAGAAAACGCUCAAGAUUGAGUCGUCGAUUGCUAACGUCGAAAACCCCGCAGGCACACACUUAAACAUUUGCGCGAUUUUGUCCCAAAUGGGCAGGCAUGUUCGAGCUGCGGAACAUGCUCGGUGUGCAAUCGAACUGCUCAAGUACGAACGGACGAAAGCGAUGGCGGAGGAAGGUCCCGGGGCUGGUUCGAACAACAGGGUGAAAAGCGAGAAUAGCGUGCUCGCUAUUGCGUACUACAAUUGGGGUGUCGAAUUGGAGCAUAUGCGCCGGUUCGAUCAAGCGAUCAAGGCCUUCACAAAAGGACAUGAAGUUGCGUGCAACGAGCUCAUGUCUAACCAUCCAAUGAUCCAAGCUAUUUACAAGGCUCUGAUCGAGCUCAAGGAUUACGUUGCAAUCAAGAAAGGUUACGCCCCGACCCCCCGCAGUACAGACCUUGACUAAACACCGCGGACAGCUCGGUGAAAAAGAGAGAUCGCCCUGAGUAACUCGUCGAAUAAAGUGAAAGUGAGAAAAGCUUCGCAUUGCUCC